AUGGCUCCAAGAUCUCUGAUUCUUCACCGACUCACGCCCUUCUUUGCAGCUCGAAUCAGGCAGAACCAGAGGCUUCUCAGCUCUUCUUUCUAUUCGUCUUCUGCUGUAGAAGAAGCCUCUUCUUCAUCCUCAUCUUCAUCUCCGUCCCUCGAUGCUGUUGUGAUGACUGAUACAUGUGUUCAAAGAAUGAAGCAGCUGCAAGCCAGUGAAGCAGAGGGAAAGAUGCUUCGCUUGAGUGUAGAAACUGGUGGAUGUUCUGGGUUCCAAUAUGUUUUUGAUCUGGAUGACAAAACCCACCCAGAUGACAGAGUAUUUGAGAAAGAAGGAGUAAAGUUGGUGGUCGACAAUGUUUCAUAUGAUUUUGUGAAAGGGGCAACUGUUGAUUAUGUUGAGGAGCUGAUCCGUUCUGCUUUCCAAAACUGCGUGUGCACAUUGAAUCUUAUACCUGUGAACCCUACAUGGAAAUUCAUUGUAUGGGAUAUGCGAACUAGGAUAAUGAGCAAGAAGGAUAUUCUUCAUAAUGAAAGAUCUAUUUUUAAAGUUUUUCUUUAA
Messenger RNA from Prunus armeniaca (apricot), 552 nucleotides. Lineage: Eukaryota; Viridiplantae; Streptophyta; Magnoliopsida; Rosales; Rosaceae. The record is from the annotation of a GenBank genome assembly.